Molecule: messenger RNA, 3681 nt
Organism: Amborella trichopoda
Lineage: Eukaryota; Viridiplantae; Streptophyta; Magnoliopsida; Amborellales; Amborellaceae
Product: ADP-ribosylation factor GTPase-activating protein AGD4
Cellular component (GO): cytoplasm
Molecular function (GO): GTPase activator activity; protein binding
Source: RefSeq, a predicted model, not a curated record
GUAGUGGGUUUUUCUUUUUCAUAUUUUUACAUUCUUUGGGCUAUUUUCCCCCCUCUUUCUAUUUCCACCAAAAUUGCCUGAUGAAAAAAAGAGGUCAAUUUCCUUCCUGUUCGGGUUCAGUUGAAGAGGGCCUCUUUGGUUUCUUCAGUGGAAUCUCUCCGAGACCCUGAAAACUUCCGAAUCACCCCGAAAUCCAUUUGGCUUCAGAUUCGCUUCACCUCGGUUUGGAUGUAAAACCCAAAUAUUUCAGCCAAAUUCACUGAAGUGAAGUGAAUCUAACAACAUUAUUUUGGAGUUUCUUCAGUCUAUUCUUGUUGUGUGGUUUGUAGUUCCUUAUAUGGUAUUAAUUUUGAAGAAGCUGGAUUGUGAUGGAGACUUGAUUAAAUCCUAAACAGAUAAAUGGAAAGGUCUAAUGCUUUUCAUAUAUGUGAAUUUUUCUAGAUCCUAUGAUCGACUACUCUCUCUCUCUCUCUCUCUCUCUGAGUUGCUUUUGAUUCAACUGAAAAUGAUUUGAACUUGUACUCCUUUGCAUUUGAUGCUUGAAUAAUUUCUUCCUCAACAUUCUGGCAUUACUAUCUUCGUCUCCAGAGCAUGUUUUAUGGGGUACAUGUUGGUCUUCUAUUAUUCCUUAUGGCACAGAUAUCCCAAUUUUGAAAUGUCGAGCAUGAUACUGUAUCUUGCCAUUUCCUUUUUUUGUUCACCUUCUGAUGAAAAACAUUAAGGUCCAGUUUUAAGGACUAUUUACCAAAGAAUAAUUUCAUCUCUGUCCUGCUCACUCAUGAGUAGAAAAGGGUAUUGUUUGGGCCCAUCCUGCUGCUCAUCAGUAACGUCCAUUUCUCUCCCCUGCUUAUCUGGAAAGUGCCUCAAAAUGCUCCUUGCCUAUAUAAGGAAAAGAAAAGCCCUUGUUCAUUAAUAACCCCAUUCCUUGAUAGAAUGGGGGAAUGCCAAAUGGGGCCUAUAAUUUUUGUAAAAAAUUAUCGAGGAAAAUUUACUCUCUCUUUCUUUUCUUUUCUUUUCUUUUGGUUGGCUAUGCAGAUUCAUUUUGUAGAGCAAAAUACAGAGGUACUCAGAGAGCGUUGCAUAAAGCUGUACAAGGGAUGUAAGAAAUUUAUGGCAGCUCUUGCAGAAGCAUAUGAUGGUGAUAUUGCUUUUGCAGAUGCAUUGGAGGAAUUUGGAGGUGGACGUGAUGAUCCCAUCAGCAUAGCUAUAGGAGGGCCUGUCAUAUCCAAGUUCAUUACUGCAUUUCGUGAAAUUGCUAACUACAAGGAGCUUCUUCGAUCUCAAGUGGAGCAUAUGCUGAGUAAUCGACUAAUUCAGUUUGCAAAUGUAGAUCUGCAAAAUGCUAAGGAUUGUCGGCGACGCUAUGAGAAAGCUGCAUUUGGCUACGAUCAGGCACGUGAAAAGUUUAUGUCAAUAAAGAAGGGCACACGACCAGAGAUUGUAUCUGAACUAGAAGAAGAUCUUCAAAACUCGAGGUCAUCGUUUGAGAGAUGUCGUUUCAAUCUAGUGAAUGCUCUUACAAGUAUUGAAGCAAAGAAAAAAUACGAGUUCUUGGAAUCUCUCAGUGCAGUGGUGGAUGCUCAUAUGCGUUACUUUAAACAGGGCUAUGAGUUAUUUAGCCAAUUGGAACCCUUCAUUUAUGAGGUUCUCACAUAUUCACAACAAUCAAAGGAAAUGGCCCAUGUUGAACAAGAUGAACUGGCAAAGAGGAUUCAGGAGUACAGAACCCAGGUGGAGCUAGAAAACCAACGUGCUUCUGGUGAUAUAGAGACUUCAACGAGCGCUGAUGGUAUUCAUGUUGUUGGCACAAAUUCAUACAAAUCCAUAGAAGCCCUGAUGCAGUCCACUGCAAAAGGAAAGGUCCAAACAAUUAAGCAAGGUUAUCUCUUGAAGCGAUCGUCAAAUUUGAGAGGCGAUUGGAAGAGAAGGUUCUUUGUACUUGACAGUCAUGGAACAUUGUAUUAUUACCGAAAUUCAGGGAGCAAGCCUAUGGGAUCUGUAUCACAGCACUCAACGUAUGCAUCUGAGCUUGGCAGUGGAAUGUUUGGUAGAUUUCGGUUAGGUCACCACAGAUCAUCUCAGAGUGAUGAGAAUCUUGGUUGCCAUACUGUGGAUCUUCGAACUGCAACUAUUAAAAUUGAUGCCGAGCAGACAGACCUUCGUUUUUGUUUCAGAAUUAUUUCUCCCUUGAAAACAUAUACGUUACAGGCAGAAAAUGGUGCGGAGCGGAAGGUUUGGGUUGAUAAAAUAACAGGAGUUAUUGUAUCCCUUCUGAACUCUCACUUAACUGAGCAGCAGUAUGAUGAUCGAAAAAUGAAUAUUGAGAAUAGUGGCUUAAGUGACGCGUAUGGAUCUGGUCCUCCAUCAGGAGAGUUUCAUACAUCCGUUGUGACAUCAGAGGAUGACCCGACCCUUUCAGGGCAUAAUAGGGUUGUCAGAAUUCUCAGGGAAGUUCGGGGAAAUGAUACUUGUGCAGAAUGUGGUGCUUCUGAACCGGAUUGGGCAUCUCUGAAUCUUGGGAUUUUGAUAUGCAUUGAAUGCUCUGGAGUUCACCGGAAUCUUGGAGUUCAUAUCUCGAAGGUCAGAUCGCUAACAUUUGAUGUCAAGGUGUGGGAACCUGCUAUAAUGGAUUUAUUCCGUGAGUUGGGCAAUGCUUAUUGUAACUCAGUGUGGGAAGGACUUCUUCAAGUUGAGGAUGAAAGAGGAGAUGUUUCCAAAAUGAUCACAAAACCAGUCCACAGGGACCCCAUUUUGGCAAAGGAGAAAUAUAUCCAAGCAAAGUACAUGGAGAAACAAUUGGUUGUUAAAGUAAACACUAAACCUGAUUUGCCUUCUCCCGCUGCCCUCAUUUGGGAAGCUGUCAAGGCUAAAAAUAUACGAGAGGUUUAUCACCUCCUUGUGGCUUCUAGUGCAAGUAUUAAUAUCAUCUAUGAUCAGGCAAACCCAGAUGAUAUGCAUCAUGUAACAGACCAGAGGGAGCUAGAUGGUACUAAUUUAAGAGAGAGAAAGCCAGUUGAUCCUGCAUCUUGCGAGAGACUGGUGAACUCAGGAGAAAUAUCAAAUUGCCUUCAAGGUUGCUCAUUGCUGCAUUUGGCUUGUCAUGUGGGGGAUCGCACAAUGCUCGAGUUGCUUCUACAGUUCGGUGCAGAUGUAAAUGCCCGUGACUUCCAUGGGAGAACUCCUCUUCAUCAUUGCAUAUUGAGUAGGAACAAUCCCUUUGCAAAGAUUCUCGCCAGAAGGGGAUCAAGCCCAUCAAUUAAAGAUGGUGGCGGCAAAAGUGCUUUAGAAAGAGCAAUGGAACUGGGUGCUAUAACUGAUGAUGAACUCUUCAUUCUAUUGGCGGGUUCGAGCUGAAUUCAUAAACCAUGCUUACUUCUACUAUCCAUCCAGCCAAAUUGCCUUCAGUAAUGUGAGAGAGAUUUCAACCAUGAAGUUUUAAAGGUAGGUUCUUGUUCCAAUACAGUUGCCAUGGAUCAGAUCCCAAUACCAGUAGCCAUAAGUCAGAUCCGGGCGCUCAUCAGUUGUAGCAAAGAGGAGAUGUACCAUUAUUACUAUGAACUGUGGACAGCAAUGUCAUGAUAACCUGUACUAUUUUAUCUAACUUAUAUUGUACUUUGUUAUUAACGUUAAGCAGAAAAAAAGAAAUUACUAAGGCACCGUUUGAUUUCAAAUUUCAUUAAA